AUGGUAUUCGCAAGGGAUGCCAAAUGGUGUGCCAAGAACAGGAAACUCAUGUUGAUCAGUGAAAGAGUUCCGGCGCGGUCUCUAGCAAUUGUUGCUGAUGGUGUGUUGAAAGCAAUGAGAAACACAUUCGUUGCAGCAUACGUGAUGUAUGACAAGGCAUCAGCUCGUGUGCAAGGAGAUAUCAGCCUAUGGCGACCCCACAAGUACGGAUAUGUUAAGUGCUUCGUGAUGAGGAACGACAACCUUCUGACUAGGUUCAGAAUGGAAGGGGCUAUGCGAAUGAGAAAGAGCAUUGCCAGUAAGCACCCCGCUGUCAUGGCGUAG
Messenger RNA from Penicillium nucicola, 324 nucleotides. RefSeq lists its product as uncharacterized. The coding region runs from base 1 to 324 and encodes 107 amino acids. Lineage: Eukaryota; Fungi; Ascomycota; Eurotiomycetes; Eurotiales; Aspergillaceae. The record is from RefSeq and is a predicted model, not a curated record. The transcript has a single exon.